CCCUUGCCCAACGCUCCCUGCCUGUACCAUUCGCCUGAGCCCAAACCGGCCUAACCUGCUCUCCCGAGCCGCCCCCCCAAAGCCGCGCCGGGGAAGGCAGCUCGCAGGCAGGGAGCUCAGUGCCAGCGUGAGGCGGAGGGAGAGAUUUGAUGAUGCCGCACAGUUGACUUGGCGAGCCAGAGGGCGGAGCGCCGGCAGUCCUGCCUAGCAGUUCCCCCUGGCUGGACGGGGGAGGGGACCCUGCCAGGGGUCUACAAGCUUCACCCACCCCACGGACCCCGGUAGAGUCAGCGGCAGCCGCGGCAGCGAGGGAAGAUGGCAGAGAGCUCCCUGUACACGCAGCGCCUAGAGGCCAUCGUGGGGCGGCGCAAGGUGCAGGAGCGGAUCCUCCGGACGCGCCGGGAGCUGGAGGAGGAGAAACUCCGAGCCCAGCAGCUCAAGAGGAAGUCCCUGCGAGACCGGUGGCUGAUGGAGGGGUCGUGUCUGCCCCCCGAGAACGACCCCACCUCCCCGCUAUGGCAGACACAGUCCCGCAUCCAGGAGCUAGAGCAGGAUCUGUCCAGCCUCCAGUCUCAGAUGCAGCAGCUGGAUAACCCGGAGCAUCCCGGCAAGUCGCACGAGGCCUUGGAAGACGCCAAGCAGCCAGCAGGGGGCGCCUGUGAGGCCCGGGGGGCUGGCUCUGCUUCGGCAGGUGGGGGGGGUUGUGGCUGCGAGACCGAACCUGCCCUCCCCCUGGCUCCAGUCCCCCCCAAGAGGGCCAUGCGAGCGGCAGCCCGGGAGACCCUGGAGAACGGGGACGUGUCGAGAGCAGGUCCCUUUGGCGUGGAGGGGAUCAGCCCUGGGGAGGGCAAGACUGAAGCCAGCGCUGCUGCCCCAGGAACUCGGGAUGACGGGGCAGGGGCCUCCCCCAAGCAGCCAGAGAAGCUGGGCAUGGGCAAGGUGGAGAUGAUCAUUAGAAACCACCUGGGCCAGGAAGUGGGCAGCAUGGACGCCAUCGGGCGGACGUCCCCCGAGACGGAGGGGGAAGCUCCCCAGGGAGAGAAUGGGCUGGAGGAGGCUUGGGACGGAAGGACAGAGCGGGAGCCACAGAGCCCGCCUGCCUCUGCGAGUGACGCCCUGGACAGCAGGAUGGAGGAGAGCGUGGCAGGGGAAGGGAGCAGAGAGGGGCCGGAGGGGGAAUCCGGGGUGCAGGAGGGGGAGGCGCAGGCCCUGCCAGUUGAGAACUGCUGCCUCGAUUCCCCGAGGCCCGAGCCGGACGGGGAGCUGGAGGAGCCGAUCGGGGUCAUGGAAGAGGGGGAGAUCUCGGCUGAGCCUGCCAGGGGAGCCACGGAAAUGGAGGAGGCAGAGGCUGCCCAGAGGACUCAGGGCAGGGCAGCAGAACAGAGGCCGCAGGAGCUGGGGAGAGGCCCUAUGUGGCAGGAGCCUGCUAGGGAACAGGAGCGUCAGGUGUCCCCCGGGGCAGAGCAUUCUCAGGCUGCAGGAGUGGGAGAAGGAGCAGAGACAAAGGCCUCUUUGCAGGACCAGAUCCCAGCUCUGCAGGGACAGAUCCCCUCCCCCCAAGAGGCUAAAGCAAUUCUCCGGGACCAGAUCCCAGCUCUGCUGGACCAGAUCCCUUCCUCUCUGCAGGAGGCUAAAGCCCCUCUGCAAGACCAGAUCCCAGCUCUGCAGGGACAGAUCCCCUCCCCCCAAGAAGCUAAAGCAACUCUCCAGGACCAGACCCCUUCCUCUCUGCAGGAGGCUGACGUAUCUAUGCAAAACCAGAUCCCAACUGUGCAGGACCAGAUCCCAUUGUCUGUGCUGGAAGUUCAAACAUCUCUUCAGGGCCAGAUCCCCUCACCACAAGAGGCUAAGGCAGCGCUGCAGGACCAGGUCCCUUCCUCUCUGCAGGACCAGAUCCAAUCUAUGCAGGACCAGGUCCCUUCCUCUCUGCAGGACCAGAUCCAAUCUGUGCAGAACCAGAUCCCUUCCUCUCUGCAGGAAGCUAACAUCUCCCUCCAGGACCAGAUCCCAUCAGCUCUCCAGAACCAGAUCCCAUCACCCCAAGAAGCUAAAGCAGCUCUGCAGAACCAGAUCCCUUCCUCUCUGCAGGACCAGAUCCCAUCAUCUCUCCAGGACCAGAUCCCUUCACCCCACAAAGCUAAAGCUGCUCUGCAGGACCAGAUCCCUUCCUCUCUGCAGGACCAGAUCCAAUCUAUGCAGGACCAGGUCACUUCCUCUCUGCAGGACCAGAUCCAAUCUGUGCAGAACCAGAUCCCUUCCUCUCUGCAGGAAGCUAACAUCUCCCUCCAGGACCAGAUCCCAUCAGCUCUCCAGAACCAGAUCCCAUCACCCCAAGAAGCUAAAGCAGCUCUGCAGAACCAGAUCCCUUCCUCUCUGCAGGACCAGAUCCAAUCUAUGCAGGACCAGAUCUCUUCCUCUCUGCAGGAAGCUAACAUCUCCCUCCAGGACCAGAUCCCAUUACCCCAAGAAGCUAAAGCAGCUCUGCAGGACCAGAUCCCUUCCUCUCUGCAGGACCAGAUCCAAUCUAUGCAGGACCAGAUCUCUUCCUCUCUGCAGGAAGCUAACAUCUCCCUCCAGGACCAGAUCCCAUCAGCUCUCCAGGACCAGAUCCCUUCACCCCACAAAGCUAAAGCUGCUCUGCAGGACCAGAUCCCUUCACCCCACGAAGCUAAACAUUCAUUCCACAGCCAGAUCCCCUCCAGCCAAGAGCCAAUCCCUGCACUUCACGGGGAGGUACCGCUUACCCCAUCUGGCAGAGCACCAACCCCGGAGCAGGCGCCUUCCCGACCCAGGGAGAGCAUGGCCCUGAAAGGAGGCAGCGGCACUGGCCCGGUUUCAUCGGCUCCAGAAGAAACCACUGAAAACCUGGGGAAGCUCCACCCGGAGCAGCAGCCUCUGCUUAAGGAAGCCUCCGGGUGCCGGAUGGGCUGGAAGCAGCCACAGGAUCCCGUGGCCAGGAGCCUGCAGCCGGGAGCUGGCACCUUGAAGUCGCUGGCAGCCGUGAGCCCAGAGGCCCCGACAUACACCACCGCCUCUGCCAACACCGCCUCUCCAUGCCAGGGCAGGAGCGCCACCACCACCCGGCCGGGAGAUGGGCAGGAGACAGGCAGACGCAAGCAGAAAACGUGCCAGUGCUGCUCUGUCAUGUGAUCCCGGCCCCGCCUGCCGCUGGGAUGGGGCGUCGAGAGCCCCAGCCAGAGACCGGCCGAUCAGAGGGGCCUUGCUCCAGUGCCUGGGGGCCCGUGCAGCCGCAGCUCACCCCUUGGUGUUUUAAUUCCCCCGGGGAGGCUGUUCAUUUGUUCUGCCUGGUGUUUUCCUACGGAGGGGUGCCUGGGGUAGGCAGUUAGUUUGGGGGGCACCUGUCUCCUGCUGGCAGGACAUGGCUGCUGGCUGCAGCGCUAAUUUCAUGUCUGGUUGGUUCUGUCCCCAGCCCCUGCAUCGAGGGGUCCUUUUCCUUCCGUCCCUGCCACGUCUGCCCCCUUCUGGAGCUCUGAGUGCUGGGCAAGGUGGGGGGGGCUCCUAUUCCUGGGUGUUCAGGGCCCCAGCUCACACUUCUGCACACGCCUGUAUACACGCACGCUUGUGUCCCCCCCCCCAUGAAUGCACAUGCCCCUGCCCGAAUACAAACCUCUGUGUACAAACGUGUCCACGCGCCCGGUCUCCCGCACACCCCUGAAUACGCAGCCAGGCCCCCAGGUACAAAUGCAGCUCUAGUGUGACGUGCUCACAAGUGCACGUGCACCCCCCAGUACAGAAGUACACACAGGCACAAUGCUUACCCCUCUGCACACAGACACUGCACACGCAUCACGGCCCAGACAGGUGCACUCACACUCGCACCCACACACAGGCCUGACACAAUUGUAGGUGCACUUGGGCACUGCGGCAGGCACUUCGCACACCCAGACGUGCACACACGAGCAGGUGUGAGCUCAGCCUCCAGCUGAGCUGGGCACUGCCCGGCUGCCUGCUCCCCAACACGUCUUGGCCGAGAGACCUUUCCCAGAGUCGUCGCCGUGCCAGGAGGGGGCGCCCCGUGCAGGUCAUGACGGAGGCCUCAGAAACCACCUCCUCCCCCAAUCCUCAGCCCAGCUUCCAGCGCCUGCAUCCUGCCCCUUGCAGGACCAAACCCCCUUUCCCAGCUCUGGCUCGGGCAGCCCUGGAGCUCAGUAAUCGGACAGGCUGGAGCAGCCUGGCCCCGAGUCUCAGAGGUAUUUCAGUGUCCCUGGGGAUCUGGGCCUCAGAUGCCACCGUGAUGGGCAUCAAUAGAACAGCCCCCAAAGCUGGGUUUGUCUCUGCCCCCCCCACCCCCCUUUUAAACCGCUCUUGUUUGGAAUGAGUGUGCGAGAGCCGGGCACACAGGCUAGCCUUGAGCUGACCAGCAGGGGUCAGUACUGAGUGAUUCACAAUUAAAGUCACUUUCAA
Messenger RNA from Mauremys reevesii (Reeves's turtle), 4425 nucleotides. RefSeq names its product paralemmin 3 (gene PALM3). The record is from RefSeq and is a predicted model, not a curated record. Gene Ontology annotation, biological process: regulation of cell shape. NCBI's taxonomy places the organism in Eukaryota, Metazoa, Chordata, Testudines, Geoemydidae. Gene Ontology annotation, cellular component: membrane. The transcript is spliced from 8 exons. The coding region runs from base 316 to 3150 and encodes 944 amino acids.